This is a messenger RNA of Pichia membranifaciens NRRL Y-2026, 1320 nucleotides long. RefSeq lists its product as hypothetical. Lineage: Eukaryota; Fungi; Ascomycota; Pichiomycetes; Pichiales; Pichiaceae. The transcript has a single exon. Gene Ontology annotation, molecular function: protein heterodimerization activity. The record is from RefSeq and is a predicted model, not a curated record. The coding region runs from base 30 to 1280 and encodes 416 amino acids.
CGAUAGGACACGUUCAGUAAAUUUACACAAUGAAUAAAAGUAGAUUCUACUUUCAUCUCUUUGAGGUUACUAUUGUCCAAAUGCUCAAGGCACACGGCUUCGAUAAAGCCAAUAAUCAACAUGUACUUGAGGUAUUCACGGAUAUUGCUGUUCGAUAUUUCAAUCUACUCGUACGAACUGUUAUCAAAUUUAUGGAAUUGCGUGACGAUUGUCACCCAAAUAUAAAGGAUAUAACACUUGCAUUUCUAGAGCUCAAAGUAAUAUCUCCCCACAAAGAACUUGACAAGUAUGACAUUGAUCCAUUAACUAAUACCGGAAUAGAGAAUUUUGAAAAAUGGUUUAACGACGACAUGAAUACCAGAUUAAGAGAAGUUGCAAGGCCGACAAGAGAACUAUUAGAAACGAACAAAAAGGCUAAACUACAACUUCUAAAUGUGAGUUCUAAAAUGGACAAUUUGACAAAAGCUUUAGAUGAGCAAGCAAAGCAAGCCCAAUUGCAAAACCCUACCAUGCCCUACCUACCUCCACCAUCUGUGUCAAGCACAAAACAGACGCCAACUCCUUACAAUAUGUAUACAGGUAUACAGACGUUCCCACUGGCUGACCCGCAGCUGGGAAGUUCUUUCAAUACGCAAGAAAACCAACAAAGUGAACUUCUUGAUGGCGAUCACAAUGAGAGCGAAAAUCUAAUGGAUGGCUAUGAAAUACCACCAAGUGCAGUAGAUGAAGAUUGGAUACAAUAUUUGAUCAGAGACCAAAUAGCGACACAUCUGGUAUCGAACGGAUUACACCAAAAGAAUCAUUCUACACAAUCCGCCAACGGCAAACCUAGUGAUAAUCACCACUUGAAGCCAGCUCUAUUCAAAGACACCGUAUUGAACGAAUAUAUACCCAAAGAUCUGAGAAAGUUCAUUGAAACUGUUCCAAAAGCGAGGAAUGACUUCUUAAUAGCAGGCCCAAUGCCUGAAAAGUUAUUACAUACCUUCCCUUACUACAAAAGUGACGAUGAAAGUGAUUACCUUACCGGCGAUGAAAAUGACAGUGGCAGUGAAAGCGAUGGUAGCGGUGAAGAUGGUGAUGAAGAGGUUGAAGAAAAUACAACCCACGGAGAUAAGAAUAAUACCACCAAUAAAUUGGAUGCGGAUAAACAUGCCAGUUCUGGACUAGCAGCGUACGACUAUUAUGAGCAUCACAAAUUGUAUGAAGAUGAGAUGGAGGAUCUGGAUUUAUAUGGUCAAGGAGAUUCUACUGCCUCCCAUGAUCUCAAUCUUUUCGGUUGAGUUUUCUAUCUUUACUAAAUAGUCUGUAUAGUUUGGUUAU